AUGCGCUCGGUCCUCUGCCGUGACCACACUGCCCUGGGCGACAACUUCCCCUCCACCCACCACCUGCCAGUUGCCAUCUCCCAACUGCCGCCUGACACCUUUGUUCUGUUGCAACGGCUCUGCCUCCAGUCUCCCGUCUCCUCGUGUAUCCUCUGCCUCUUGCCGCGUAUCUCGUCACCCUACCGUCUUGGGCAUCGUUUGUUUGGCCGUUUCCCAUUUGACCUGCCCUACGGAUCACUGAGUCAGCCUACUCGGGACCCACGCCAACAUGCCCUAGUCCUCUGCCGUGAAGACGAGACUAGCGCCACUCGACACGGGGUCACAACAAAAUGGCGACCUUACGACUCAGCGCUCUUCUCCUACAGAGAUGGCCACUUUGUUGGCAAGUUGGCGGACAAGCCGGAUCAUUGCACUUUCAUUCGGCGUGAACCUAUCGCGAAAGUGCCAAACCUUCUUUGA
This is a messenger RNA of Protopolystoma xenopodis, 459 nucleotides long. NCBI's taxonomy places the organism in Eukaryota, Metazoa, Platyhelminthes, Monogenea, Polystomatidea, Polystomatidae. The record is from the annotation of a GenBank genome assembly.